ACCAAUUUUCAAGAUCAUCAUCAUUAUAAAUCAACAACAACAACAACAACAACAACAUCAUCAUCAACAACAACAAUAUGGCUGAAAAAGAAGAUGGUGGAAUCAUGGGACAAAUUCGACGAUUAUCACGUCGACUUUCAGGUAAUAUCCUGUCGGCCGAUCCAAAAGAUGUUCGUGCAUAUAUGUCCCAUAAUGAAAGUAAACGUAACAUUUAUAGCUAUGAUAAUGAAGAUCAAUUAAGAAUUGGCGGAAUUCUUCUCAAAGAUUUGGCUGAAGAAUACGGUACACCACUUUACAUUUAUGACAUUAAUCGAAUCUAUGAUAAUUACAAUCUGUUGGCUGGAGUAUUGAAAACAAAGAAUUUUCUGCUUAGUUAUUCAGUACGAGCGAAUUCAAAUCUAGCCAUAUUGAAUAUUUUUUCAAGAUUAGGCUCUGGAUUUGAUGUUGCUUCGGGUGGUGAAAUUGCUCGUUGUUUAGCUGCCGGUGUUGAUCCAUCACGGAUAACGUUUAGUGGAUGUGGAAAGACAAACGAUGAAAUUGAUUUGGCCAUAAAAUCGGGUAUCUAUUGUAUAAACGCUGAAUCAUGGGAUGAAUUGAAUCGAAUCGAAAAUGUUUGUGUCAAAUAUAACAAGAUUCAGAAUGUUUCGAUUAGAAUUAAUGCUGAUACACAUUCUGAAGGAGCAAUGAGUCCAAGUUUACAUGGUCAUUCGACCACAACCCAAUCGAAAUAUGGUGUUCCGAUUGCCGAUGCAUUGGAAAUUUAUUCUCGUGUAAAGGCUUCAUCAACAAUGCGAAUCAAAGGCAUUUCAUGUCGUGUUGGCACACAUGUAACACAUUUGGAAAGCUAUCUGGAAAUUCGUGACAGAUUGUUGCAUUUAGCUGAUGAAUUACGGCAAGAAUCAAAAAUCUGUGUCGAACAUAUUGAUUUCGGUGGUGAAUUCGUGGGCAAUCUGAAUGCAAUGAAUGCCGAUGCAACGGAAAUUUCGAAUUGGAUUGAAAAAAUAGCUUCACCAAUUUUGGAACGUGGACUCAAAUUAGUGUUAGAUCCGGGUAUAAAUUUUAUGGCCGAUGCUGGUGUGUUAUUGACGAAAAUCGAAUACGUUAAAACGAAUACAAGCCAUUCGAAAGAAUCGUACGGCGGUACAUCACCAAAGACCGGUUCAUUUAUCAGUUCACAUGCUGGCCAUCAUUUGAAACAUCAUUCGACAAAACGUACAUUUGCCGUUGUUGAUGCUGGUUUUAAUGAUUUUGUACGUACAGCUAUGCUUGGUCAAAAUCAUCAUAUUGUGCCUGUUCAUCAACAACAAUCCGUAAUGGUCGCUGGUGUAGCAUCAGAUUUUAAAUACGAUAUUGUAGGCCCAAUAACCGAUGCUGCCGAUGUUUUUUGUCGAGAUUUUUCAUUGAACUAUAAAUUAGCAGCCGGAGAUUAUUUAAUCAUUUCGGAUGCCGGUUCAUAUGGUUCAUCAAUGUCGAGUAAUUUUCAAUCACGAAAUAAAUUGGCAGAAAUUUUAAUCAUCGAACGACAACCGAUUGUCAUACGUGAACGACAAAAAUAUGAAGAACAAUAUUCAAAUGAAAAAUUGGUACCAGAAUUAAAAUUGAAUUCAUCGAAAAUAAUUGAAGAGGCUGAAUCACAAGAAGAAUUACUUCAACAAUCGACAACCAAUAUCGAUGAAGGAGAUAAUGAGAAUAAAGAAUAGAAAAAAAAAUCGAUCAAAACAAUCGAUUUGCUUCCGCAAUUUUUUGAACACUAUCACGGGCAUUUACUGAUAUAUAUCUUAUAUAUUCAUUUUGAUAGUAGAUUAUUUAGAUUGAGUGAAUAUCUAUAUAUUUUUAUUAUUAUUA
Messenger RNA from Dermatophagoides farinae (American house dust mite), 1845 nucleotides. RefSeq names its product diaminopimelate decarboxylase. Gene Ontology annotation, molecular function: diaminopimelate decarboxylase activity. NCBI's taxonomy places the organism in Eukaryota, Metazoa, Arthropoda, Arachnida, Sarcoptiformes, Pyroglyphidae. The record is from RefSeq and is a predicted model, not a curated record.